This is a messenger RNA of Thunnus maccoyii (southern bluefin tuna), 2426 nucleotides long. RefSeq names its product regulator of G protein signaling 7 binding protein a (gene rgs7bpa). Bases 738 to 1493 code for a protein of 251 amino acids. NCBI's taxonomy places the organism in Eukaryota, Metazoa, Chordata, Actinopteri, Scombriformes, Scombridae. The transcript has 6 exons. Gene Ontology annotation, cellular component: postsynapse; neuron projection; nucleus. Gene Ontology annotation, biological process: G protein-coupled receptor signaling pathway. The record is from RefSeq and is a predicted model, not a curated record.
UCGACUAACUGGAAACACUCGAAGAAACAGAAGAAACGCCGAGAGCCGAAUCGAGAUCGCGGUACCCGGGAAUUAAGUUUUUUUUUUGAUGUACAGAUUUUCUCCGGCACAGAGGCUGUAAGUGUCGGCUAUACGCUGUGAAAUUGUCAGCGGGGACAUUGGCAGCGUUAUUUCGUCUCUAUAAGGAAAUUGUGCGGCUGAGAAAAGAUCGUUAUCAGCCGUCCUAUUGGUGCUUAAUGGAAACGCGCAAUCAUAAAAAAUGGUUGCAUUUGGAGAAUAUCCGUGAAUGCGAUCGUCUCCUUCCGACAUCGGUACGUCAGAGGAGACACCUCAGCUAGCUGGACUCCGGGUUGGGUGUGAAGUCUUCACUGUGCACCGUGUGCUGCUGGAGUGAAGGUGACUUGCGCCCCGUCGCAGUCAAGGCAAUGCGGAGAGGAGUCGCAGGCGCUCAUCCGGUACUUUUCCUGCGCUCUGCUCGUCUGGGAAAAUAUUUGCUCCCUCUCCCACACUAGAGGGGAGGAACGUGAGGGAUAGACAUAGUAAUAACAAUAAUUGAGGUUCAACCCAGCCAGUAGUUGGCGAAGGUGAAUUGAGCGUAAACGGAGGAGAGAAUAAGGUGAACAGUAAGGUGCUGGGCGGUAAGGCAGGAAGAGAGAAAGUGGUGGAGUUUUGGGGGGGGGGAAUAGACAAGACAAACCGUUCUGUAUUAGGGCUGUUUUAUUAGUGGAUGUGUAUGCAUGAGUUCUGCAUCGAAUGGGCGCAAAAACCGCCCCAGAUCCGCCGGGAACAUCUUCCAGAUCGGCAAACCUCCUUACCGAGACCCACAGAGGAGGGAGAGCACCGAAAGUACCCGCAAAGCCCAGCGCGCCGUGGCCGACUGCAGAAUGAUCGUCCAAGAAUUCAAUACACUUGUGGCUCUGUACCGUGAACUGGUCAUCUCCAUUGGCGAAAUCACUGUCGACUGUCCCUCUUUACGGGCCGAAAUGCUGAAGACGAGAACUAAAGGCUGCGAAAUGGCGAGAGCCGCACACCACAGUCUCUCCUUGAUAUCGGGGCCAGAGGACGGGGAGAUCCACCCUGAGAUCUGUAGACUGUUUAUCCAGCUGCAGUGCUGUCUGGAGAUGUACAUCACUGAGAUGCUCAAAUCCGUCUGCUUGCUGGGCUCCCUGCAACUCCACAGGAAAGGUAAGGAUUCCUGUGGCCCCACUGGGGUCGAUAGUAAGAUCGAGGAGAGCUCAGACAUCCCAAUCCUGGAGGACACCUCUUCCUCCCCCACUGACUGUCCUCAGCUCUGCUGGCUUGUGGCCACUGACAUAGAAAACAUAGAAAAGGAUAUGAGGGAGAUGAAGAACCUUCUCAGUAAACUCAGGGAGACGAUGCCUUUACCAUUGAAGAACCAAGAUGAUAGCAGUUUGCUGAACCUGACUCCCUACCCACUGGUCCGACAGAGGAAGAGGCGGUUCUUUGGGCUCUGUUGCCUGGUAACCAGCUAAGGGCCCCGCCUUCGUGGGUAGGAGGCGGCAACAAAGACACCAUUACCCACUGUCCUUCACCACUUGUGUCUCCCACCAAUCUAUUACUGCCAUUUUCAAAUAAAUUGUCUCUUUCUCUUUUCUCUUUUUUUUUAAAGGCUGCCCAUUUUAUAAUUUUAUUUUGUAAUACAAAGAAGAAUUGUAAUUGCAAUGUAAUGAAAACAAAAGUCAUGAACAUAUAUUUUAAGAUAUUUUGCAACAGAUUUUCCCUUUUUUGGUAAAUGAAGUCAGAUACCUGCUUGUCCAAUGUAAAAGAGAAUGAGAGGUCAUUUGAAAAAAAAUGUCAAUGUUCAAUUACUUCCACAAACCUGAGUGAAUGAAACAAGGAUUUGUGUUUUUAAAAAAGGGGAUAUAAUUGUCUGUUUUUGUCAGAAAUAAUGUGUAACUUAUGACCAGACACCAUCCAAAUGUUUAAGGAUGGUACUUGCAAAGACAAAGUUAUACCUUCGUCUGUCUAAGCUGAGAUGACAGGUUUGUGCAGAGUGAGUUUGUUGUGUAUUACAGUCUCUGUUUUCUGUUUCUUGCUGUUUUUUCUUCUUAAUGUACUUAAUUUAGUCUUCCAUAAACCAAGAACCUGUACCCAACUUUAACUUUCCAGCUUCAAAAUGGAAUAUAUGAAACAAUGCUCAAAAAAGAAAACUUCUUUGCACACAAUAUCUAUCUAUAAAUUGAGACAUUAGACUUGUAUAUACACAUACUCUUUACGCAAUGCUCUCUGAAUUAUUUUCAAAGUUGGAGUUGGUUAGCAAUGAAUCUGCUGGUUUGUAUAAGCAGGGAGAAUCUCCCUCUGUCUGAGGCAGACAUUGCAGACAGAGGGCAGGAAGCAUGGGUCUUGCUUAUUAAUGAUAGUGAUCAAUGUUUAGGGCACGGUAAAGGUACAGUAGUCAAAGCUGA